Messenger RNA from Rosa chinensis, 378 nucleotides. Its product is annotated as putative EG45-like domain containing protein 1. Gene Ontology annotation, biological process: systemic acquired resistance. The coding region runs from base 1 to 378 and encodes 125 amino acids. Lineage: Eukaryota; Viridiplantae; Streptophyta; Magnoliopsida; Rosales; Rosaceae. Gene Ontology annotation, cellular component: apoplast; cell wall. The record is from RefSeq and is a predicted model, not a curated record. The transcript has 2 exons.
AUGGGGAUUCAGAAUAUUUUGAUUAUCUUGAGCAUUGUCGCCUGCCUCAUGUCGACAUCUAUGGCCACACCAGGAAUUGCUACUUACUACACGACCUAUAUUCCAUCAGCAUGCUACAAUUAUACCCAAGAAGGUGUGAUGAUUGCAGCAGCAGGUGACGCCAUAUGGAACAAUGGUGCGGCAUGUGGGAAAUUUGUCACGGUUAAAUGCACAGGUCCUAGGAAUCUCGCACCGCCUCCUUGCACCAAUGAAAACGUAACGGUAAAAAUUAUAGAUCAUUGUCCCGGAUGUCCAUUUACUCUCGACCUUUCUAAAGAGGCUUUCACCAAAAUCGCUAACCCUAUGGGGGGAAUAAUUAAUAUUGAUUAUUAUCUGUAA